Messenger RNA from Eucalyptus grandis, 2608 nucleotides. RefSeq names its product transcription initiation factor TFIID subunit 8. Gene Ontology annotation, molecular function: protein heterodimerization activity. The transcript is spliced from 2 exons. NCBI's taxonomy places the organism in Eukaryota, Viridiplantae, Streptophyta, Magnoliopsida, Myrtales, Myrtaceae. Bases 854 to 1972 code for a protein of 372 amino acids. Gene Ontology annotation, cellular component: transcription factor TFIID complex. The record is from RefSeq and is a predicted model, not a curated record.
CUCCCUCCUCUCCUUUCCCCUUCUCUCUCUCUCUCCACUUUCUCUCUCUUCAUCGCCUCCAUUGGAUCUCUCUCGCCACCCCCUCGAGGUCGUCUCCCUUCCCUCCAAAGGGGGGGUUCUUACCAGGGUUUAUCCGCCAUUUCCCCGAAAAUUCCCUCCUCCUCGAGAACUUCUGCCCCUCUCCGUUUUCCGAUCCCAAUCUCGCCCUAGAAAUUUCCUCCCUCCGCUCCUCGUCGUGGUCGUCGUCGUCGUCUCUAGGGUUUACGAGAGCUCGGGGUGUCCUUCGGUCGCGCGGCUCCGGCCCCGGAUUUUCGCCUGGUUUCCGCCGCGGCGGCGAUCCGUCGGGAGUGGGGGUUCUGUGAUUCCUGGGGUUCUCCGAGCUCUCGCGAGCUCUGCUCGUGUGGGGGCCGCGGGUUCUUGAUCCGGCGACGCGGGCGUCUUGAAUUUUUCGGCUCGGGCCGCGAGGGUCGUGUCGAUUCCGGAGCGCGGUUUCCGCCGCUAGGGUUUCGCGGGAGACCGAGGUGGGAUCUUGGGUUUUGGCGGAUUGCGCAUUUGGAGCUCGCCCAUUUCCUUGUCUGCUGAGCUUGGCCCCAAGCUUUCUUGAUAACUAAUCGCCGGAAUUCUCUGUUUGCGUUCGGAGCAUUUUUGUUUUCUCCUCCAUUUCGAACGCUAUCCUUGCUGCUGCUGCUGCUGUGUCCAAAGGGUGGGAAGUGGAGGAGAAUUGAUUGCCUUGGUGGAGCAGAUCUCGGGGUGGGGCGGAGCUGAGCUGAGCUGAGCUGAGCUGAGAGGCUCGUGGGUUGAAUGACGGAAAUUUUGUUGUCCAGUCAUUUUCAAUUGAUAUGAGUCAUCGAAUAUGAACAAUGGAGGUGUAAAUACAACAACUGGUAACGAACCGACGGCUGAUGCUCCGAGUGGAAGGGCUAAAGCUGACGACUUUGCCCGUGCAGUAUCAAGGGUUGCGGUGGCGCAGAUUUGUGAGGGUGUCGGGUUCGAGAGUGUCAGGGACUCUGCUUUGGACUCUCUUUCAGAUAUAGCAAUUCGUUAUCUGCACGAUAUCGGCAAAGCUGCGAGCUUUUAUGCUAAUAUCUCUGGUAGGACUCACUGUAAUGUUUUUGACAUUAUUAGAGCUCUAGAAGAUUUAGGGAAUUUUCAAGGUUUUCUGGGGGCUUCGGGAGUUGGUCACUGCCUUGCCAGUUCUGGAACAGUAAUGGAAAUUCUGGAUUAUGCGCAAUCGGCUGAGGAGGUUCCCUUCAAUCAGUCAAUACCUCAAUUUCCAGUAGCCAGGGAUAGGCGGCUGAUCCCAAGUUUCACGCAAAUGGGCGAGACUCCACCUGGGAAGCAUGUCCCUGCUUGGUUGCCGGCUUUGCCAGAUCCUCACACUUAUAAGCAGACACCCGUGUGGAAUGAGCGGAAGUCGGAUCUGCGUGCUGAUAAGAUUGAGCAAGCGAGGCAAAGGAGAAAUGCGGAGAGGUCUUUGUUGAAUUUGCAGCAAAGGCUAGCCCAGUUUGGUUCUGCGGGAGCUUCAACCUCGAAUAUCGCGCAAGUUCACCAGCCAAAAGAAUUGAAGGCUGACGAAGGCAAUCCAUAUCUCACCACACCUUUGCCACCUGGUGAGAAGGAAGUCUCCUCUGUUAAUUUGCCUGUUAUGCUUUCUAAUGGACCUAUGAAGGAGAAUAGUUUAUCGGUCCUGGAGACAUUUGCCCCUGCAAUUGAAGCUAUGAAAGAUCGGUUUUGUGAAGUUGGUGAUGGUGAUAAUAAGGUCCUUCCUGAAAAGAGACCUGCUAUUCAUUUCAAGUUCAAGACUGGAAAAAAAGUUUUUGGUCAGUCUUCGGAUAUAAGCCUUCAUACCAAAUGUCUCAGUAGACCUGUCUCUCUGAUUGGGCAUGAAGAGGAAAGAGACGAUAAGAAGAGAAGAGCUGGAUACAUCCUUAAGCACGCCAUGGAAAAUCCACAGGAGCUCACUCAGAUGUAAAUUGAUAGAGAGUAGCACUUCGAUUUGCGAGGUGGUUCAAAUUGGUUGACCAAUGAGGCCACAGUGUUGCUUCUGGUGGAAAUUUUAGGGCAGUUUAGGCAGGAAUUCUUGUAGUUCGGCUAACAAUACUCUGAGGAUUCUUUGGAGCUCACUUGGUCCGCAGGGGAUUACAAGAACACCUUGAUUAAAUCCAAAUUCCCAUUCCGCUGCAUCUAAUAACUUGAGAAACAGAGGAUGGCUGAGAUAUCUUAACGCAGCAAAGAGCUUCCUGGGCUCGCUACGUCCUAUCGUGAUGACAGAGAAGUAUCUGUCUUUCAUUUUGGCCAUUCUAUCAUUUCCCUUGAUGGUGUUGCAGUAUCUCAUGGCCAUCUGCAGAGAUAGAGGAAAACCUUCUGGAGUUGUUUCACUGCCUUUUCUAUACUGAGAAAAUAGCUAUUUUUCCUCUAAAGCUUUGCUCUCAUCCUUGUGAUUGAUGUGCAUUUUUUUCCCCUUCUUUCACCAAGUAUGCUAGAUCUUGUAUAGGUUCUUUAUUUGUAACGGAAAUAGCGAAAGUGGCCGAUUUAUAUUUGAAGUUUUGGCCUUUCCUCAUUGAAUGAGUGCAACUGUGCAUGUGAUGUCCUCCUUUUGAUUAUUCAA